AUGCAAACACAACAAGAUGUGAUGAAUCAGGCUUUAGAACAAGAUUGGUUUCGGGAUCGACCGGAAUUGAAGGCAAUAUUUGAAGAAUUUAUUAAAAUUCCUCCGAAAAUUGAUUUGAAUAAGCCAUCGAAAAUACUCAAUGAUGAAUUAAAAAUUCAGCCAAAUGCGGAAAAUCAAACAGGAGAACAACUUGAAAGAAAUAUUCCCGAAAUUAGUCAAACAGCAAUACAAAAUGAGGAUCAUUCAUUAAUAAUUUCAAAUCAACGACAACACGAAAUUUCCCAUAACAAAAAACAAAACAAGCCUAAAAUUAGGAACAAAAAAAAAGUGAAAAAACUUCAAAAACAAUCAAUCAGUUCCGAUGGAAUGGACAAUAUCACCAACCAAUCUAUCUCUGUUAGUGACAAUACAGCCAAAGUAGACACAUUACAACCUCGUAGCAAAAAGAAAGAUAUUCAAAAAAGAAAGAAACAAUCAUCUAAAAGUAAUGAGGAACAAAAGACGAAAAAAAAGAAAAUAGAGAAGGAACCUGAGAAGCCAGUAGUGAGGGAUUUGUGUAAAUUUUUCCUUAGUGGUCAUUGUUAUAAGGGAGAUUUAUGUCCUUUUCUGCAUGAUAAGAAGUUAUUUCCAUGUAAAUUUUAUCAUCUCUACAAUAGCUGUAAAAAAGGAGAGUUAUGUGAAUAUUCUCAUCAAACACCUCUUAGUGAAGAAUAUCGACAAUUAUUGAUAAAUACUGAAAAGAAAAAGGAAAUUCCACAAGACCAGAAACCCACAAAUAUUUUGCAACAACCCGUACUUCCAUUUAUUGAGACUAAUCCGUCUGACGAUCAUUCCAUCAACACUGGUUAUGAUCCAUUUGUUGGAGGAACGUUUCAAAAUCAUGUUCAACCACUUGCAGCAUCUUCAGAUGCUCCAAUUUUGCCAUUUAACCUUCCUAAUCAAUAG
Naegleria fowleri is the source of this 945-nucleotide messenger RNA. RefSeq lists its product as uncharacterized. Gene Ontology annotation, biological process: negative regulation of DNA-templated transcription. Bases 1 to 945 code for a protein of 314 amino acids. Gene Ontology annotation, cellular component: nucleus. The record is from RefSeq and is a predicted model, not a curated record. Lineage: Eukaryota; Heterolobosea; Eutetramitea; Acrasida; Naegleriidae. The transcript has a single exon. Gene Ontology annotation, molecular function: RNA binding; metal ion binding.